Tachysurus vachellii is the source of this 4588-nucleotide messenger RNA. It is a transcript of the gene amer1, whose product is annotated as APC membrane recruitment protein 1. Gene Ontology annotation, cellular component: plasma membrane. Gene Ontology annotation, biological process: regulation of canonical Wnt signaling pathway. NCBI's taxonomy places the organism in Eukaryota, Metazoa, Chordata, Actinopteri, Siluriformes, Bagridae. The transcript has 2 exons. The record is from RefSeq and is a predicted model, not a curated record. The coding region runs from base 248 to 3217 and encodes 989 amino acids. Gene Ontology annotation, molecular function: beta-catenin binding; phosphatidylinositol-4,5-bisphosphate binding.
UGACUACAUCUCCCGAGGUGCACCGCGGUCCUACCGGAAGUGACGCGUCACCAGUCGUUUCAGACGCUAAAGCUAUUUUCCUCCUGCACAGACUGUUGCUAACUAAAGCAGACAUUAAAUAUAAAAUGAAUUGACAUGGCAGAAGAUGUGUUUGAUGGACUUUUUCAACCGAAGUCCUUUUAACUGAAAAUGGGAGAGGUGUCUGUGUCAUGAUUAUACGACUGUAGCAACGAGUUUCUGAGUCACCAUGGAGGCUCCAACGAGAAGCGAGCUGCCGGGUGCGGCUGGUGGUAGCCAGCCAUCAGACACCAUCUCCCCUGAGCCUCAGUCACCUCAGUCACCUCCGGCAGGAAAGCUAAGAAAGACGGCCUUCAAGUUUUUUGGAGGUCGAAAGAGCAUGUGUAUGCUGCCAAGCUUUUUUGUAGGAAGAGGCAAGGGUCAAGGAAGGUGGUCUUCUAAAAUGGGUGUAACCAAGAGUCAGACUUAUGAUGGUGUGAGCAGAGCAUGCUGGGAGGAGAACAUUAGAGGUAGCGGUGAUGUGACUUCAGCAGAGUUUGAGUUCCACAACCCAAAUGGCUCAACUGAUCUCCACAAAGUGCAGGAAAGUUGUGCAAAGUCACAGUCCCUCCCACGACAGAAGAGAGGACUCAGAGGUCUGUUCAGCAGCAUCAGGAAGCACCGGAAAAGCAAAAAUAAUGCCGAAGCGGAAAAAAAUGAGAUGCUUGAAAUGUCCUCCGGUGAUACAGUGCCUGGAAAGUUGACAAACCUUGGUUGUCAUGGUGACAAUAACGACAGCAAGAGUCACAUGGGUUUGUUAGAGCCGGACGUGCCUAUGGAAUCUAACAGCAGUGAUUUCACAAAAUCGCCUGCCGCUCAUACUGACGCGUGCACGACGGAGGAAUCUCUAGUGCCUGAGAAACUAAGGAGCAAGGAGAAGGCUGGGAAGGAAGAGAAAGGAGAAAAAAUCGGUGAUGAAGGUCAAGAUGAGGCAGAGGAAGAGAAGGGACAGAAGAUAAAGGUUGGCUUGGUUACGUAUCGACAGCCACUAUCUGCAGACUCUGAGAUGGCACGCCUCACUGAAGUGCAUACAGAUUUGCCUGAGGGAGACCUGCCCGCGACGUCCACCUCAACCGACAACUUGAUUUUCGGAGAUGUGUCCUCUCUGAAGAGUUUUGAUUCGUUGACUGGGUGCGGUGACAUCAUCGCUGACCAGGAUGACGUUAGUGUUGCAGAGAGUUCGGUAUCAGGUGAGAGAGGAAGCCGUAAUGCUGGCAAACGCAGCUCCUGCCUUGUAACUUAUCAGGGUGGUGGAGAGGAGAUGGCAACUCCAGAUGAAGUGGACAACGAGUACUUGGACAGCCUUUGGGAGUCGGAGGGAAGUGAGGUGUGCUACCUGCCAUCAGAGCAGACCAUCAGUCCAUCAUCUACUUCUGAUCAGCCAACCAGCUCCUUCCUUGUCACCAGCAGCACUAGUGGCAACACUAGCACUAGUCCUUUGGGAAUCACUGAAACAGUACUUACACCUACUGAUCUUCUAACUCCCCAGAGUGACCGACAGGGUUCAGUGCCAACCAGUGAUGAGGGUUACUAUGAUUCCACAACACCUGGAGCUGAUGAGGAUGCUCGUGAAUGUCCGCAGCAGGAAAGACUUUCCCGGGACAGCUAUAGCGGCGAUGCCCUUUACGAACUUUUUGAGCCUGACGAUCGAUUGCUUAGUCCACCUUUACCUUCUAAAGACAGUCGUGCUUUGCUGGGUGGAAACAACAGUAAAGGAGAUCUUCUUUAUGCCUUGACAUCCGCUGGCUUGGAAUCCGGUGCCAUGGAGACGGAGGAGGAGCGCCUGAGUAAGAUCCAGCAUGCCUUGUUGUGUUGUGAGUUGCAGAACCUGAGAAACCCAUCCAAAGAUCAGCAACUGUAUUGUAGCGAGCAUUUAUACAGUGAAACAAACCCUCGUGAGGGGAUUUACAAAAGCUCAAAGGAGGAAGCACAUCAUCCGUCUGGAUCCAGGCCACUACAAGGAUCCCAAGCCUUAAAAGAGGUUUUGUCUCAUAGUGGGGGUCAGGUGGAGCACAGACCCUCGUCUGGACCUACUACAGAUUCAAGGUUAAGCACGCAAGCCUCAAAGACAACAAGCCUUGGAAAAGAUGCAGUACUGUAUUCCAAGCAGGAAAGGUGUGAUGGUGCAGAUGAUGGCUCUUUCCUGCCCACUAGAGGCUGCAGCCAAUCACAGGAGGAGCUAAUGGUCUGUUUCUCACAAGCUUUGGUUGAUUUUACCAAAAACAACAGACUUUAUCACAACUCCACAGAAAGUUUGGAUGGCUCUGAAUCAAGCUCACCGUUUGGACCAAGCUUAAGUGCUCUUCCUGCCAUCGUCACUUUUGAUGUGGUUGACAUGGAGAAUGAGGGUGAGUGUGAACAACCAGAGCUUGUAGAGGAAGAGGAGGAGUCUACGUCCCCGUUUGAGGCGUUCGAAGACGACAGCUGCUAUUUACAGCAGGACGCUUUUGCCGAGUGCGAUCAGAGAACCUUUGAUGCUUACGAGCAAAGUUUGUUUCUCAGUAAUGCUUGGGGUAUCACAAGUCUUCCCCGUCACCGUAGCCUGGGCCGUCCAAGCCCUCCGGUUCCUUCGUCACUCGCUCUGAACCGACGUAGUCGCUCUCUGGAUACGGAUAGUCUCGAGCUCCAAACCAGCGAGCUUUAUGCAUCGCUCGUUUCCCAUGGGCACAAGAUGGCUGCUUCCUUUAACCGCAGGAAAAAUAGUGCUGACACAGAAGACGUAUGUGACAUGGGUCAACAAGGAAGGAACUGGAGACAAGGGCAUGGUUGUGAAUUUGACUCUUCUCAGACCUCCAUGUCUCAGCAACAGCAAAGAUCCUUGCAUGGUACUGCUUGGAUGGAGACCCUGUCAAGUUCUAGCUGUCAGCCAACAGUUAGACCUUCACAUCUACCCUUGCAGGCUGCUUAUCAUAAUAGCAGUGCAGCACGAAUCCUCAAAAUCUGUGCCGAUGGAGAAGUUUCGGGUGGUGGUCACACUGAUCAGUACCCUUGUAAUCAUCCGCCAGGAGGACAGUGGAAAAGUCGACCGGUUGGUAUUACCCAGGGGAUACCUCAUCACCGAGCUGACCAAUCAGAGGCUACAAGAGAGAUUAUGACCAAGAACAGGAGGACAGAGGUGGAGGUGGGAUACUCCACAGCUACGCCCAAACGCAACAUGUAAACACCCUGAAAAACAAACAAACAGGUCUCAUGGCCAAAGACAGCGAGAUGUUCUUCAUGAUUUGUGUUGUUGGCAUUUACACUUACUCUUAUCUUUUUACAGUUAUAAGCUAUUAUAUUUUAGUGAUGUAGUUUUUUUCCCCUCAGACAUCUGUGAUGUCUUUUUAUUUGCCAUGUUGUUUGGCAUUUAUGUAGCAGGUGUCUGAUUAUAUUUGUUCAGAAGUAAAGCCUUUGUUUUGUGGUCUGUUUGACUGGAUAGAACACACACAGGUAAAACACGUCGACGGACAUUUUUACAGAACGCUCGCAUGUUUGAACUGAAACCUUUGCUAACAUUCAAGUUUCUGCUGCUAUUCCGACGGGAUGUCGCAUAUCAGAAGUGUCGAAACUUUUUUUUUAAACAAACUGACAAAUAUUAGUGAACAUCUUUCAGAUUUAGCCCUGAACACUUUUGAUAAAUUUUCAUGUUUUCUGUGAUACACUUUGCUUUUUUACUUUAAACAUUUGUAGUUAUCACGUUUUUCACACUUGUGGGGACCUUUUGGUUAACACGGUGAUGCUUGGGAACAAAAAAAAACCUUUGAAUUUUAUACGUUCAAAUUAUAUCCUUCAUUUUUCUCGGACAGCUUUCGGGUUUGUUUUAAGUCGUUAGUUAGUGCUUGAGGAAAAAAAAAAUCUGUGGCUCAUCGAUGAGUAAUGUUUCCAAAAAAAAAGAUAAAAGAUGUAAGUACAAUUUUUUCAUUCUCGGUGGCAGAAAUCGUGUUGGCAGCUUAACAUAAUAACAUUCGAAGUGUCAUUAGAUCAACAGAAAUGUCUGAGAUUAUGAGCUAGACUAGCUAUUGGCUAGAUAUUUCAUAACACGUUGAUGCAUUUGCUGCGUUUAUUUCCUCAUGUUCUUUAUAAUACAUAGUGCUUAGUUGUUUAUCAGGUGAAAAUCAUUUCGUAUCUGCGAUCAAAUGCAUUUUGUGAAUGUCUUUUAAAAGAUUCCACCAAAGCCAACGUCACGCACUUACCACAAUCUGUACUGAGAGGUUUUUUUUUCUUUCUUUCAAACAAUUCUGUGACAAAAUCAAUACUGUUUAAUUUGUGAUGACUUUUUUUUUCACAUUUGUACUUUUUAUUGUGACCUGUAACCGAAUGCUCACGCCGUUCUGCUGGCCUGUAUGGACUAGAGCUACAAAACCAACACAAGUUUAGUUUUUUUUAAAUAUCUGGAUGUAUACUUGCAGACAAUGAAUGUUCAAACAUCGAGUUAAAUGUUUGUGGGAUUUAAGUAGCUGUCAAUCACUGUCCUUUAUCCAAACUGCCUGAGUGCUUACACAUUCACAUAAAAUAUCAGAAUCAACUGGAAAUAAACUCCAUCUCAAGUGAA